AUGUCUCCAGCAAAGUCCAGUGGUCAGUCUGAUGCUGUUCAGUCUUUAUCCAGUGGGAAGUCUGUUGCUAGUCAGUUCAUUGCUGGGCAGUCUGUGUCUGGUCAUUCUGUGGAUGUUCAGUCUGUGGAUGGGUUCCAGGCCACUUACCAGUUGGGUGUGGCCCAGAGCAUGUUGGACCUGGCACCGUUGGUGCUACAAGCAGCCCCUAAGGUAAUGGGGGCCUCGGCCGGGUCCCUGGUAGCUGCUGCUUUGGUCUGUGGAUCCAGCCUAGACAUGGUGCGUAAUGAGAUGCUGAGGUUUGUGCUGCAGAGUAGGGGGCCACUGCACCUGGCGAGGAACGUGUUUGUGUGGAUAGAAGGUCUUUUGCGGCGCUCACUACCAGACGACGCCCACAUCCGGGCCAGUGGACGCCUCGCCGUCAUCAUGACACGCAUCCCAGAUGGACAGAAUACUGUGGUGUCAGAGUUCACAUCCCGAGAGGACGUUGUGCAGGCGCUGUUGUGCAGCUGCUUUAUCCCUGGGUACCAUGGUAUACAGCCACCGUCUUACAAAGGAGUGUAUUAUGUGGACGGUGGUAUGUCCAGUAUCCAGCCAACCCACUCCUCUCCCUAUGCACACACCCUCACUGUGUCGCCAUUCGCUGGAGAGGCGGACAUCUGUCCACCAGACCCUGGCUCCAUGUACGUCAUCGUCAUGAGUGGCAUGCCCCUCAACUGCAGUGUGGCCAACGGUUACCGGAUCCUUGAAGCCCUCUACCCCUACAACUGGGAGGUUGGACCCCAAAACAACCCUUACUCUCUCCACCCAGCCCUUUACCCCUCCACCCAGCCCUCUACCCAUUCACCCAGCUCUCCACCGAGCCUUCUGCCCCUCCACCCAGCCCUCUACCUCUCCGACUAG
Oncorhynchus gorbuscha (pink salmon) is the source of this 900-nucleotide messenger RNA. Its product is annotated as patatin-like phospholipase domain-containing protein 2. Lineage: Eukaryota; Metazoa; Chordata; Actinopteri; Salmoniformes; Salmonidae. Gene Ontology annotation, molecular function: triacylglycerol lipase activity. Gene Ontology annotation, biological process: lipid homeostasis; triglyceride catabolic process. The record is from RefSeq and is a predicted model, not a curated record. Gene Ontology annotation, cellular component: membrane; cytoplasm; lipid droplet. The coding region runs from base 1 to 900 and encodes 299 amino acids. The transcript is spliced from 5 exons.